GCGAUCGAUUAGCUCAGUGCUCCGCUGCGACGCCUGGCUCUCGUGCCACAUGCUUCUAAUGCGUGGAUUUGGCAUGUUGUGAAGGCUGCAGCCACAUCUAGCGAACUACAGCCACAUAAAACCACACAGUUACAAAAAAUGUCGCAGUUACAAGCAAGAUUUUUCACAGAAGACAAACGGUAUGUUUUAGAUGAUGUUCCUUUCUCAAUUCCUGCUGGAUCUGAAACACAGGACCUCAGUAAUGUCAUCAACAAGUUACUGGAGGCAAAACAUGCAUCUCACAAAACAGUGGAUUUUGACUUCUUGGUUAAAGGACAGUUUUUACGAACACCACUGUCCACCCACAUGGAAACAGAGGGUAUUUCCACAGAAGACGUGGUUGAGAUUGAGUAUGUGGAGAAAAUCACGGCCCCUGAGCCUGAGGAGUGUAUGAUGCAUGAUGAUUGGAUCAGCUCUGUACAGGGAGAUUCAGAAUGGAUUCUCACCGGGUCGUACGACAAAACCGCCCGAAUCUGGUCUGUGGAGGGAAAACCUGUUCUAACAGUCGCUGGUCACGCAGACGUGGUCAAAGAUGUAGCAUGGGUCAAAAGAGAAAAUCUGACUUCUUUGCUCCUGACUGCGUCUUUGGAUCACACUGUCAUUUUGUGGGAGUGGAACUCAGAAAAGAACAAAGUGAAUGCCAGACACUGUUGUCGGGGCCACACGGCGAGUGUCGAUACUGUCGCUACAGACCCCACGGGCACAAAGUUCUGCAGUGGUUCCUGGGACAAAAUGUUAAAGAUCUGGUCGGCAGUACCGACAGAUGAAGCGGAUGAGGUUGAAGAACCAGCAGACAGACCAAGAAAGAAACAAAAGACACAACAGCUGGGUUUGACACGAACGCCCAUCAUGACGCUAUCCGGACACAAUGAAGCGGUGUCGUCUGCUCUGUGGACUGAUACUGAUGAAGUUUGCACUGCAUCAUGGGACCAUACGAUUCGAAUUUGGGAUGUGGAGUCGGGGAUUAUGAAAACGACACUGACUGGUAGUAAAGUUUUUAACAGUAUUUCCUACUCGCCUUUGUGUCGGCGGUUGGCUUCAGGCAGCACCGAUCGACACAUAAGACUCUGGGACCCUCGAACUAAAGACGGAGCCCUCGUACUGCUCAAUCUGACCUCCCACACUGGCUGGGUCACUGCUGUAAAGUGGGCUCCGUCAAACGAGCACCAGCUGGUCUCCGGUUCCCUUGACAACGUGGUGAAACUGUGGGACACCAGAAGUUGUAAAGCUCCUCUGUACGACCUGGCCGCACACGGGGACAAAGUCUUCUGCGUUGAUUGGACAGAAAACGGGCUUAUGUUGAGCGGAGGUGCAGAUAACAAGUUGUACUCCUACAGAUACUCUCCCUGUCAGACUGAUGCCGGGGCGUAGACGAGCUGCAAUUACAUCUAAUCACAGUCAUCAUUGUUAAUAUAUAAUGUAUCAUAGUGUGGCAGGUACAGGUCCUUUCCUUCAGAGAUGUUCGUGUUUUACGUGAGCCACGAAACUAAAGUAAAUGUAUUUGCUGGAAAACUGUGCACAUUUUGUCUUUCUUAAAAUAAACUGAGAGUAACACUUCAGAUGCAGAUGGAUUAUAUAAAAGUAAUUUCACUUGUGCAUCAAUUAAAGGUCCUAUAUUACACAAAAUUGACUCUUAUAAGGUUUAAGUCAUGUUAUAAUGCUGUCAGCUUCUCGAAAACAUACCUGGAGUUGCGUUUUUGUUGUGUCUGUCUACAUCUCCAAAGCUCAAAACGCUCUGUUCCACCUUGUGAUGUCAUAAAGUGGCAGUUCAGCUCCUUUUUACCUUCAGUUCAGUAGAGAUUGGCAAUUCCAGGGCUGAGAUUAUUAUCCAAAUGAUUCUAGUGAAGGUGUGUGAAGUUUAAAAACAUUUCCUGUAUUACCACAUAAUGACAUCACAAGGUGGAACAGUGUGUUUUCAGUUUGAGAGAAGAACUCGGCUUAACUAUGCGGGGUUUGUGUGUUAAACGUGUGAAUGAGACAAAACACAACUCCAAGUCUUUUUGUGAUGAGCAAACAUUAUAAUAUAUAUCAGAAAACAGCGUAAUACGGCGCUUUAAGUUUGUCCAAGUGUAAAAUACGACUGAUGCGUCACAUAUAAAAAAUUCCUUGUGGUUUUCUUCUUAACAAUGCCCACAUAUUUCCUCAAGUGUUUAAAUAGGAAUCUGUCAUCUGUGUGCUAAUCUACCCUUUCCUCUUUAAACGGGUUCAGUUUAACUCAAAGGCGAAAGAUGAGGCCUCACUCUGCAUUUCAGUUCUGCUACUUAAACUGUAUUCAAGUGUAAAAAUUGAAUUGGAGAUUGAAAUUUUGCUUUUUUAUGUAUUAAAGUAACAAAAUAUUGCAUCAAACCACUCUACACUUAGAAUUUGGUUAAGUAAAUUAUAUUAAAAUCAUGAGUAAAAUGGACAAAAUGUG
This is a messenger RNA of Periophthalmus magnuspinnatus, 2452 nucleotides long. It is a transcript of the gene wdr12, whose product is annotated as WD repeat domain 12. The transcript has 13 exons. The record is from RefSeq and is a predicted model, not a curated record. NCBI's taxonomy places the organism in Eukaryota, Metazoa, Chordata, Actinopteri, Gobiiformes, Gobiidae. Gene Ontology annotation, molecular function: protein binding. The coding region runs from base 139 to 1410 and encodes 423 amino acids. Gene Ontology annotation, biological process: ribosome biogenesis; maturation of 5.8S rRNA from tricistronic rRNA transcript (SSU-rRNA, 5.8S rRNA, LSU-rRNA); maturation of LSU-rRNA from tricistronic rRNA transcript (SSU-rRNA, 5.8S rRNA, LSU-rRNA). Gene Ontology annotation, cellular component: PeBoW complex; preribosome, large subunit precursor.